Molecule: messenger RNA, 1203 nt
Organism: Alternaria alternata
Lineage: Eukaryota; Fungi; Ascomycota; Dothideomycetes; Pleosporales; Pleosporaceae
Product: NAD(P)-binding protein
Exons: 4
Coding region: 280-1203 (307 amino acids)
Molecular function (GO): oxidoreductase activity
Source: RefSeq, a predicted model, not a curated record
AUCCGACAUCUCUUCCUUGGUGGUUUAAAUGUUGCUAUCUCCGGGUCAUAGUAGUACUUCGCGAUUUGGAUGGUCGUCUUGCUAAACCUGUCAGCUACGUGCAUGGUCCGAGCCCAUAACUCCAUGAGUUCCUGGCUGACUGAACUUGGGAGAAAUGUAUGUACGCCGGCUUAUAUUGACACAUGGGCGGUAGGCCUUUAAAGGGGCUAGGGUUGGUCUUUGAAGAAGCAACUACUCGUUCUGCCACUCAAUUCAAUCCCCUCCGAACUGUUCACCAAGAUGCCUGGCUCUUCACCUGCGAAGCCCGUUGACUGUACGAUUGAUUUUGAUGCCAGUCAUCUGGUAGGAAAGACCGCUGUCGUUACUGGAGGAGGUAAUGGUCUUGGGGAAGCCUAUGUUCGAGCACUGGUCAAUUCAGGAUUGAAGGUAUGCUUCGGAGAUCGUGAUGCCCACCGAGGAGAGCAGCUCGCUUCUGAACUCAAAGACUGUCGCUUUGUGCACUGCGACGUAACAAACUGGGACAACCAACUUCGGCUGUUUAGCGAAGCUGCCUCGUUAUCUUCCUCUGGGAAAAUUGACUAUGUAGUCGCCAACGCGGGUAUCAUACAUGCAGACGAUGUAUUCACAUUCGAAGGUCCCAACCAGACGCCCAAGAAGCCAAAUCUCGACAUCAUCGACGUAAAUCUCAAUGGCGCGCUCUACACCAGUAAACUUGCAAUGCACUACUUCAUGACCCAAAACGGCACAUCACCGAAUUCCUCCCAAACAGACACCUGUCUGAUCCUCAUUGGCUCAGGAGCCGCUUACCUCGACUGUCCACGCGGACCCCAAUACAGUGCCUCCAAAUAUGCGAUGCGCGGUAUCAUGCACUCCCUGCGUCGUACAGCGUACUACUACGGUUCUCGCAUCAAUAUGAUUUCGCCAUGGUAUGUGCGCACGAAAAUCCUGACGGAUGACGACUUUGAUGCGGUGGAGAAGGCGGGUGUACAGCUUGCUACUACAGAAGAUGCAGGGCAGUGUUUGCUGAGGAUCUUGAGCGAUGGUAGUAUUAAUGGGCGGUCACUUUUCAUCUCAGCAAGAAAGUGGGCACCGAGGGGUUAUAUUGAUCUGGAUUUGGAUGAGUAUCCUGGAAACGAUCUGUUGGAGGAGAUUCAAGCUGAUCAAGUCAAGUUUGCGCCUGUGGAGGCGGGCUUGUUCGUCUGA